GCCAGUCGUAACUCGUAGUUCGUAUUUCGGUUACAAUUUGAAAUUACGAAAUUCGUUAACAGUAACGAAUUGGGAGUACAGGAGACUCAAUUUUUAAGUUUUAAUUUAGUCCAAACCAUUUUAAUUAGAAAUAAUUUUAUAACAUAGUAUUUUGUGAAUAGGAGUGUUUAUAAAUGUUGCAUUCCUAACUAUAAAAUGUUUUUUCAGAUUGAAAAUACUCCCGAACGUAUAAGAAAAGCUCGAAAACCUAAAGUUGAACCUCAAGCGUCGCCCAAGGAAGAAUGCCCGCGACUCACUUUGGCUCCGUUUACCAGACCACCUACACUUCUUUUCGAGAAUGUGGUGGUCGGGACGUCAUGCGAAAGAUAUUUAGAAUUGUUUAAUCCUUCAAAAGAACACCAAGUGAUAACAUUAAAUAAAUCUCUGCCUGGUUUACAUGUUGAUAUGCCAGAGGGACGUGUAUUAUUAGACUCAGAAUCAUGCUACUGUCUUACUCUUGUCUGGACACCAUUAGAAGUAAUUUCGUGUAGAGAAACCUUAAGGUUUACUAAUGAAAAGAGGGGACGAUUUGAUAUAGUUGUAGUCCUUAAAUCUAUUUUGCCUAUCAAAACUAAAUCUAAACCAUCGCUUGGCAAGAUAAAAAAGAAAAUUUUAAAGAGGUCUCCUGGUAACAUAAACAAGAAAAAAGUGCAACUUAUUAAAAAAGAAACAAGUGAAAUUAUUAAAACUGUCAACAUUACUCAAACUAAAUAUAAAGUGCUGGUCACAAAAAAUGAUGCAGAGUUCAGAGACUCACCUCCUAUGCAAAAUCCAUUUGAAACUGACUAUACAGAGUCUUUUAACACUUCGGAAAUUUUUCCAAACAAAUAUAAACAGCCAGCAGAGUUGUAUACUACAUAUGAUAAACCAAGCAAGAAUGAAGUAACCAAUAGUUUGAAAGCUUCUAAUAAACAGAACCUGGACAAUUCCAUCUCUGAUUUGUUUGAUAAUAUAACAUUUACACCUUUAAAGAGUCUUCCAUCCAAAGUAGAGAAGUUGCAUCAAGGUCCAAAAAUAGUGUGUAGUAUCAAUUCUGUCAGUGACUAUGACGACAGCUUGGAUCCUUCAGAAUCCAAUAAAGAGAAUGAAGCUCACUCCAUUGUAUGUAUAGCAACAUCAAACGCAGGCGAAAAUAGAUGGUCGUAUACCCAACCUAAGUUUAUUCCAGAAUUUGCAACGCCUAAAUUUAUUGAAAAAAAAGUUCCUAAAACUUCAUCACCAAAAGAUGUGAACAGCCCCAAUUUCUCUAUUAAUACUGACUACUCGCGCAUCAGUGAUACGUCGUUCUUUCCUCAACGAUUUUCUACUGAAAGGAAAUCUUGCUUAAAAUUUCAUAGUGAAAGUCAUGAUUUGGAUGAACAGAAAUUGAAUACAGAUACAUUUACAAAGGAAUCGCCCCUUGAGCAAAACAUUAACCAAAUUGACACACGCCAUUUGACAGCCAUAGAACCACGGAUGUGUAGACAAGCCCUGUUUCGAGAUCAGGAGAACAGAUUGUUCAGUGAUUUCAGGUCGGAGAUGAGAUCUCCUCCCAGAUCUAUUUCGCCACCUUUACAGUCAAUUCCCGAGGAAAGUAUGCAAUUGUCUGAAACAUUUGAAAGAAACGAUCCUUACAUGGAAUCAUUUGCCAUCAAUCGAACAUAUAACAAGCCAGAAAAGUCAAUGAAUAAGUCAUCAGUAUGGUCAAAGAAAGCUAUAGUCAAGUCAAAACCCAGUCUCCUAUCCAGGGAAUCGAUUUCUAAAAUUAAUCACACUUUUAUUUCAAAUACAGUCAAUCAGAGCACUGUUCAGAAUUUAUCACUUAGCUAUCUCCCAAAUGCGUACUCACAGUCCCUUGUGACAAAUCCCUUUUCUUCUUUAACUCCCUUCUGCGAUGAGGCUUUGAUUAGAAAGUUCGAGAAAGACUUUAAAGAUUGGCUUAACUAUAUUCUAACACCACCAGAUUUAGAAACUAACAUUGAACAGAAAAUUGAUAUUGCCAAGGUGUGGGUUGAAAACAAAACUGAUGUUCCCACAGCUCCGACUAAAGAAAAAGUGUGCAGUUCCUAUCACAACAGUCAUCGCUUAGACGGUCUAAGAAAGUCUGCGAGAACAUUACUUAAUUCGCCAGAGAUAACGGCAGUUGUAAAAAAGUUGGAUCUUCAAAUCGAUCGUGAACUGAUUAACAUAAGGGAAGAUAGAAGCAUACACCUCAACGUUGGCCUGCAGAAGACCAUCAUGGAAAUCAUCUUGUCCUAUAACCCACUCUGGCUGCGUAUAGGCUUAGAAGUUAUAUAUAACUGCAUAUUGCCAUUGAAAUCCAACAGUGAUAUUGUGGGAUUAACAACAUUCGUAGUUCAAAGGAUGUUUAGGAAUCCACUCAUUAAAAACAAAAAAUCUAAAUCAGCGCCAAACAUGCAAAAUCCUGCGUAUGUGGACGCUGUUAAAAAGUCCCUGUUGAAGAAGUUUUUCCUCCUCGUGUACUUCUUGGAUAAGGCUAAGGAAAAGAAAUUGAUAUCGCACGAUCCUUGCUUGUUCCGACGCAAUGCGUUGUGCAAAGAAAGUAGAGAAAUAUUGAUAAGAUUCACAAGGGAAUUGAUAGCAGCAAUCGGCGAUAUAAAUAAGCACUUACGUCCAACUGGUUACGUUGUAACUCAUAAGCAGACAUACCUAGAUGAAUACAAAUAUGGCGUCAAUAACAUUGCCGUAGAUCUGAGAGAUGGCGUUAGGCUAACUAAAGUCUCGGAAAUUAUUUUAUUAAAAGAUAAUUUAAUGAAACAAUUACGGACCCCAGCUAUAUCUCGGUUCCAGAAAAUACAUAACGUCGAAGUGGCUUUGAAAGCUUUGAGAGCGGAGAACUUCAGUAUUGAAGGUGAAAUUACAGCUACCGAUGUUGCCGAUGGGCACCGGGAGAAGACCCUAUCACUUUUGUGGCAAUUGAUUCAUGUCUUCCGCGCUCCACUGUUUGAAAAAGCUGCCAAUGUUAUACAGUUAUGGUGGCGGAAGAAAUACGAAGUUAUUAAGGAAAAAAGAAGAAUCGAGGAAGAAGAGAUGAACAAGAACUACAAUGCAGCAAGUAUUAUUCAGUUUUGGUGGCGCCAAAUACAGAAUAAGCGUAGAUAUGAACAAAGACUGUACGAAGUUACUCGCGCCACGAUAAUUUUGCAGAAAUACUGUCGAAUGUGGCUUUGCCGAACAUAUUUGGUGCAUAUAAAACGCAGCGUAUUAAAAAUCGAGACCUGGUAUCAAAGCAUGAAACUUAUUCGAGAAGCAAAAGCGGUAUUGUGUCAGAGAAGAGAGGAGCGUAGACAGAAAUCGGCGAUUCUUAUCCAGUCGCAAAUCAGACGUUGGAUUUGCAUGAAGAAAUAUCAAAAUAUAAUUAAUUGUACGGUCAAAAUACAGACACUGCUACGAAGAUAUUUAGCAAGAAAACAAUAUCUGGAGCUGAGAGCUCAAACAGUUUUUAUACAAAAACGGUAUAGAAACAUCUUACUAACCCGAAAAUUAUAUCGUGAAUACACAACACUUAAAAAGGCAACGGUAACUUUGCAAAGGCGUUACCGCGCUCAACUUUUAAUGAAACAGUAUAGAACGAAAUACAAUGAUCUGAGGAAAGCCGUUAUUAUAAUUCAGCAACGCUAUAAAGCGCAAAAACGCAUGCAAGCUGAAAAAUCUCGAUUUGAUAUAUUAAAACGUUCCUGUGUUAUCAUUCAAAGACGUUUCCGAGCGAAUUGCUUAGGCAAAGAAGCACGGAAAGCAUAUAUAAAACAGCGCAAUGCUGCAAUAAAAAUCCAAGCAAAAUACAAGGCCUGGAGAACUAGGCGGGAAUUUAUACGUUUGAAGCAAGCAGUUCUUACUGUUCAGUGCAGAUACAGAGCUCAAAAGAAGAUGCAUCUAGAAAGAUCUAAUUAUAUUUUACAGAGAAAUGCUUGUAUUUCAAUUCAAAAUUUCUAUAGAUCAUAUAAACUAGGAAUACAAACGCGGGCCACAUAUCUUAAACAAAGAAUUGCAGCUAUAAGAAUCCAAGACUGGUAUAGAAGUUGCAAGUUGAGCAAAAAAUCUAGAGAGGAAUACUUACUUUUAUAUCAAGCUGUAAUUACAUUACAACGACGUUUUAAAGCUCACAAAGCGAUGUGUAUUGAAAAAUCUAAAUUCGAUCAUAUGAAACGCUCCUCUUUGGUGAUACAAAGAUACUUCCGAGCAUAUCGGUUAGGUAAAGAAACCCGUAAGAAAUAUUUAAUACAUAGAAAUGCUGCAUUGAACAUUCAAAACUGGUAUAGAAGUUGCAAGUUGAGCAAAAAAUCUAGAGAGGAAUACUUACUUUUAUAUCAAGCUGUAAUUACAUUACAACGACGUUAUAAAGCUCACAAAGCGAUGUGUAUUGAGAAAUCUAAAUUCGAUCAUAUGAAACGCUCCUCUUUGGUGAUACAAAGAUACUUCCGAGCCUAUCGGUUAGGUAAAGAAACCCGUAAGAAAUAUUUAAUACAUAGAAAUGCUGCAUUGAACAUUCAAAACUGGUAUAGAAGUUGUAGAAAAACUCAGCAAAUAAGAAACGACUACAUACGUCUCAUUCAAGCGGCUAAAACGCUACAGAGACAGUACAGAGCUCAGAAGAAAAUGCAAAUUGAAAGACUAAAAUACAACAGAUUUAAAAAUGCAGCUAUUACCCUUCAGAGACAUUACCGAGCCUACAGAUUAGGUAAACAAGCCCAAACAGCGUAUUUGCAACAGAAAAACGCCGCUAAAAUAAUUCAAAAUUGGUAUAGGAACUGCAAAACUUGUAAUAAAAUAAAAGUGGAGUAUCAAGAGAAGAAAAAAGCCUGUGUUACGAUCCAAACAACAUACCGGAGUUAUAUUGUUACGAAGAAUCAAAGAGAGCAAUAUAUUCAAAUCCGUGAAGCUACAAUUUACAUUCAAAGGUUCUAUCGCUCUUAUAACGAAACAAAAAUAACCAGGCAGUACUAUUUGCGACUAAUAUCAUCGGUUGUAUAUGUCCAGAGAAUGUAUAGGAGCUUAUUGGCUAUGAGAAAAGCCAGAAGUCAAUAUCUAAUACAAAAGAAAUCGGCCAUCAUAAUACAGGAAAGAUUCAGAAAUAUUCUUGCUAUGCGAAAGCAAAGAGCACAUUUCCUGGAGCUCAAAACAAAUGCUAUCAUAUUACAAGCUUGCGUACGUGGGUUUAUUGAGAGAAAGAAGUAUCAAAAAUUCAAAACUGCCGUCAUAACAAUACAAUGUAUGUAUCGUCUAAGAAUGACUAGGAAAUUAAUUCAACAAAAUAAAGAAGAAAAAGCGGCGAUUUGUAUACAGAAAAAUUGGCGAAGAUAUGUUGCGAUAAACAAAUAUCAAAAAAAUUUACAAAGGGUAGUUUUGAUUCAAAGAUUAUGGAGAGGAAUGAUUAUAAUGAGACCGAUUCGUAGGGACUUUUUAUUCAAGCGAGAGUUGAUUAGUAAAAUACAGGCACAAAUGAGAGGGUACUUGGUGAGAAAACACUUUGAGAACAAGAGACAGUAUUUGAAGAAAGAAAGGGAAGAACAGAGAAAGCAUUGGGCCGCAUCUAAAAUCCAAGCUUUAUACAAAGGGCACAAAGUCCGCAGUACCAGCGAUAAGUGUUUGGCGGAAAUUCGUCAAAGAUGGCGCGAAGGGAAACUGCAUUCUACGCAAAGGACCCUCGCGGAGAGAAUCGAAGAGGCCUUCCAUACAUUGAGGACAGAUCUCUUCAACAUAACAGCUGUGUUAGAAGCAUUUAGGACUUUAGAGCUUACCAUAGUGUUGUGGCCCGAAUCGUUCGCCAUGAAAGCCUCUUUGCUCAUACAAAGUGUGUUCUACUUCAUGGCUUGUACCAAUCGAUCCAUUUCCAGUGUCGAAAUGCUAAUGUCUGGAGCUACCUUUCUUGUCAAUCUGGCGAGGUACCACGUCACAGGACCGAAGUCCUAUCAGCGAGAUAGAAUUUCAGCGGUGUUGAAGUAUAUGCUGCGAUUCAGCAAUAUCGAGCCUAAUUUGAUUUGCCGUUUUGCGACUUACAUUUGGCUCUAUUCGAAAUACGAGUUUACAAAGAAGGAUUUAACAAAGUUCCUCCAAAUACCAGAAAACCAUAAAACACUGAUCGCAAUCAAAAACAGCACCAGCCGAAUGAAGAAAAUGGCGGCAAAUUCAACAAAACCAAAACUGACACAAACGCUAAACAGAUCUUUUACUUCUUACGAAAAACCGAAUUUUAAUAUGAGCCUAAGAAAUGUUUCUCGUAAAAAUACUACACUUUUACCAAACCUUAAUCCUGACUAUGGAAUCGAAAGGUAUGAGAAACCAAGAUUUUUCUUGGACCCAGAACAGGCAAUUGAAUGCAUAUUUACGACAUAUAACUUAUAAAAUAAUUGUAUUAUAAUUUAAUUAAUUGUUUAAAAAAGGACUGAUAUGUUAGUGGCUUGAUUCUUGUAAGCAAUAUAUUAAUUUAUUUGCAAGAAAAUGGUAAUAAAAAUAUUAUGGUGGUAAUCGAAUCAUGCAUAUUCUGCAUAUAAUGCCGUGAAAAUUUGUCUUACAUUAUUUAAUAGGUAGCAAACUUCUAAUCUUGCAAAAUUAUAUUGUGUAACGUUGGAAAGAUAGUAUGAUCCUUAUUAGCCGAUUUUAAAAAAGUAGUAAGUAUCACUUUUAUCUUUUAUAUUCUUGGAAUUUGACAUUUUAGUAUGAUUAUGACUUCGUCCAGAAACUUGUGAUUGAGAUUAUGCUUUUUGGUUUAAAGUCCAACUUAGGAACGUCACGUUUAGUUUUUUUUUUUUAGGGUAUAAACACAUUUCUGAAGAACAAGACAAAGCUGAACGGUGGCAGGUAUUUUAUUUCUAUUUAUUUGUGUUUUAUUUUAAUUACGAGAAUCGGGUCAUGAAUAUGUAUGAUGGCUUUAAUGUGGAGUGUUGAAUUUUUAGUAAGACCGAUUUGAAUAGAUUAAGAACGCUUUCUUUUCUGUAGGUUUGACGAAAGACAGGUCUUCAUGUUAAACACAAAAAAAAUUGUGCGUGUACUUAUGUACGCGCGCAAGAAGUUAUACAUACUUCUAUGGCUUUCCUUAUUCUUGAAGUUAUACUUCUUUAGGCGCGUUAUGAAAAAUUGAUGAGAGUGAAAUUUUACGAUGCGAGCUCACCGUGACACAAAAUUAACAGAAUGAAGUUGCCCA
Molecule: messenger RNA, 7180 nt
Organism: Pieris napi
Lineage: Eukaryota; Metazoa; Arthropoda; Insecta; Lepidoptera; Pieridae
Gene: asp
Product: protein abnormal spindle
Exons: 8
Coding region: 196-6381 (2061 amino acids)
Biological process (GO): spindle organization; mitotic cell cycle; establishment of meiotic spindle localization
Cellular component (GO): spindle pole
Molecular function (GO): protein binding
Source: RefSeq, a predicted model, not a curated record